AUGGAGACCAAGGCGCGUAGAGAAAAGAUGGAAUGGGUUCAGGUGAGAAUGGGUUUUGAUGGUAUGCUGGUUGUUGGUCGGAAGGGAAUGGGUGGUGGUUUGGCGCUUUUCUGGAGAGAGAAGGACAUGGUGACUGUGUUGGGGUACUCUGCGAACCAUAUUAAUGUGUCCGUGCAUCUGCCGGACAAAAUACCAUACAGGCUGACAUGUUUCUAUGGAUACCCGGAGCGUGCAAGGAGAGAGCUAUCAUGGAGACUACUGCGGGGUUUAAAAUCGAGCACGGUCAUGCCCUGGAUUGUGAUCGGGGACUUCAACGACAUCGCCAGCCCAUCUGAGAAAAAGGGCGUGAACCCGUAUCCCGAUGGGCUUAUCCGUGGUUUUAAUGACACGCUAAACUACUGUGAGUUAUGUGAUUUAGGGAUGGUAGGGUAUCGUUUCACCUGGGAUAGAGGACGAGGCACAGAUCAUUGGUUGGAGGAGCGGUUAGACAGGGCGGUAGGCAAUGUGGAGUGGUGUGUUGCGUUCCCUGAAGCUAUAAUGAGGAAUAUCCUCACGCUAAACUCGGAUCAUAGCGCUAUCUUUUUGGACCCUGAUGGCAGUCCGGUGUGUAGGGUGCACAGAGAGUUCCGGUUCAAGGCCGCAUGGUUAUUGGAUGAGGAAUGUAAGCAGGCUGUAGAGAGGGUUUGA
Ipomoea nil (Japanese morning glory) is the source of this 687-nucleotide messenger RNA. RefSeq lists its product as uncharacterized. Gene Ontology annotation, molecular function: catalytic activity. NCBI's taxonomy places the organism in Eukaryota, Viridiplantae, Streptophyta, Magnoliopsida, Solanales, Convolvulaceae. Bases 1 to 687 code for a protein of 228 amino acids. The record is from RefSeq and is a predicted model, not a curated record. The transcript has a single exon.